AGUUCAAUUUCAUUCCUUAUCCAAAUUCAAUUUUUUUGAAGUAAAGCUUACUCUGCAAGAAAAUUCUGGAGGGUAUUACCGUCAUUGCACACUCCACCAUAACUUUAUUAUAUUCAUUUCAAGUCCUUUUUCCCGGUGCCUUCCUAUUCUCUCUCUCUCUCUCUCUCUCUCUCUCUCUCUCUUUCGAUCUCAUCCCUCGUCUUCUUCUUCAUCCUCAAUAAAAAUCCAAACCCAAAAAUAAUUUCCUGGAAACUCACGAAUCGUCGUACCGUUACGUUUUUUUUUUUUUGAUAUAUUGGACUCUGUAAAUUAUAACCUUUUGGUUUUUUGAAUUUGAAUUCUUCAGAAACGGUGGGUGUUUUGAGUUUCAAUAGUUCUUAGGGAUUGAAGAAUUUGAUCGAGUGGAGGAGAAGCAACGGUUGUGGUGAUCAGAGAGGGUUGAGGCGAGGGGAAAGAGAAUUAAAAGAAGACGGGGGUAGAGAGGUGGUUGGUGGGGUUGUGAAAUUUGAUUAUUAUGGAUUGCAGGGUUUUGAUACCGAGUGGGGACCCGUGGGUUCGGGGUCAGAUCGGAGGAGCAUUUAGCCAUGAAAGCGAACACGACCUGGCUUUAAUGGUUACCGAUUUUUGGGAGAACGGGAGUUGUGGUACCGAGUCUUGGUGUAGUAGCGAUAGCGAAUCCGGUCUCUCUGAUCUCGCCCAUCUCGCUGAGAAAAUUCCUCGGUGUAAGCAUCCAUUGGCGCAGUUUGAAAUUGAAACGCUUUCAGUGGUUCAUUCGCUUAUAUUAUCAAUCAAUAAGACGGAGCUUCACGCGGUCAAGUCAGGACCAUGUAACGCUAGCUGCAUAAGAUUCACUCUUGUAAAACUUUUGAGGCUUUCUGGGUAUGAUGCAGCGGUUUGCCAAUCGAAAUGGCAAGGCACCGGAAAGGUUCCAGGAGGGGACCAUGAAUACAUUGAUGUGAUCAACCACAACCAUGGUGGUAGCUCUGAGCGGUUGAUCAUUGAUAUCGAUUUUCGCAGCCAUUUUGAGAUAGCCAGAGCUGUUGAUUCAUAUGACAGAAUAUUGAAUUCCCUGCCGGUUGUUUAUGUGGGGUCAUUAACUAGGUUGAAACAAUUUCUACAAGUUAUGGCUGAGGCUGCUAGAUUCUCCCUUAAGCAGAAUUCAAUGCCUCUUCCACCAUGGAGAUCACUUGAAUACUUGAAAUCGAAAUGGGAAUCCCAUUACAAAAGACAAGCAUACCCUGAUAUGCAAAACUUGAGUGCCAACCCUUUUGACCACAAGCAAUGCCGUGGCCAUUUAAAAAGGUUGCAGUCUCUGCUUCAAGCCGAAAUCGAAACCGAGCGGCUUUUAAAGCCAAUGAACAACAAUGACAAUAAUUGGAGAAUUAAGCCUGAGAGAAGGAGGCGUUAUCUUUACUAGAAGUUCUUUCAGAUGUAUAGGUUUUAGCCCGGCCUUUUGAGACUAAAGACUAGUGAAGACUGAAGAGUUCGUGUUAUGAGAUUUUUAUUGCGGUUUAUUAAAUUUUUUUCCCCUCCCUACAGCGGAUACUAAAAUAAGUGAACCAAAAUGAAGAGCAGGUUCGCAUGCCCAGUUCCAAUAGGCAACGAUGGUGAGAGAAAUAUAUAUAUAUAUAUAUACACACACAUACAUAAUAUAUAUAUUCUUUUGAUAUAGUUUUCUGUUUCUAUGUUGCACUGGCAUCAAGCCCCAAUAUUUGGCUUUUGGAACAUUUGCGGAUUUUCUUCUUGCAAUUCCAACAGCCGAAUGAGUUGCUAUCAUUGUUUGGUGCAUCCAUCUUAUAGAAUCUUUACAUAUUUCUUAAUUGGAAAAAUCCUCCCUUAUGUAUUAAUAUUCCUUGUCCCUGAAUUUUUGUGGGCAAGGGAAAUUUUGUCCCUGCAUCUUAUGUUAUUUUUCGCAUUGUAAUUCAUUUAUUUCAUUUAAUUUAAUAAUAAUGGUUCUCUUCCAUUUUCCUA
This is a messenger RNA of Cannabis sativa, 1971 nucleotides long. RefSeq lists its product as uncharacterized. The transcript is spliced from 3 exons. The coding region runs from base 515 to 1417 and encodes 300 amino acids. The record is from RefSeq and is a predicted model, not a curated record. Lineage: Eukaryota; Viridiplantae; Streptophyta; Magnoliopsida; Rosales; Cannabaceae.